Paramuricea clavata is the source of this 880-nucleotide messenger RNA. Lineage: Eukaryota; Metazoa; Cnidaria; Anthozoa; Malacalcyonacea; Plexauridae. The record is from the annotation of a GenBank genome assembly.
AUGACGACGAUUGGAAAAAUUGAUGUUUUUGAUGAAACCCAAGAAAGCUGGGAGACGUAUGUCGAACAAGUACAACAUUUUUUCGCUGCAAACGAUGUCGACGACAAUCAUCAAGUGCCAACUCUGCUGAGUUUGAUUGGAAGCAAAACGUGUUAUGAAGACUGUUAAAAACGUGCGAGAGACACCUUAAGUUAAAGGUAGAACUCAGGCUUCCCUGAGAACAAGUUGCGCGAACACAUGUUUUUUUUUGUGAUGUAGUUUUAUAUUUUUUUUAUACGAGUUUUAUAUACGAGUAAACCCUGAGAUUUUCGACGAUAUUUUAGUUUGUUUUUGCGUAGAGUUCGAUAUUUAUCACAUGGCGCCCAACGUGGGGCAUAUUGUCAAGGAAAUUUAAUCAAAAAUGAGCGAAGAAAAGGCGAUUUUAGCGAGAUUUCGAGCCGUUAGAGGAGGCAAUCGAGCAGUUAUAACGAAGCUUAUCAACGAAACACGAACGAUUUUCGAGGACGAACAACCAAAUCGAGGGAGAUUAACAACUAUAACGGAUUUGCUAAACGAAAAAACGAGACUGGUUAAAGAUUUGGACGAAAAAAUUAUAAAUAGUUGCGAGGUUAGUGAUAUUGCAAACGAGAUCGAAGAAGCAGACGAACUGAAUUCGCGAAUUUUAGACGUACAACGAGAAAUAAAGGAAUUACUCAACGGUGUGGCUACGAAGUCACCGCAGAAAAAUACAAUCGAAGAUUCAAGCGAUAGUGGAAACGAAGUAUUAUCAGUACCAGAACAGAGUUCAGAACAAUCUACGAUUCAGGAAGUACAGAUAGAAGCAAGUGGAAGUACCAGUUUAAGCCCAACCAAUGAUGCACCUCAGCCAGCGCCCACAGAG